Pseudophryne corroboree (corroboree frog) is the source of this 2393-nucleotide messenger RNA. RefSeq names its product solute carrier family 66 member 3 (gene SLC66A3). The coding region runs from base 534 to 1136 and encodes 200 amino acids. NCBI's taxonomy places the organism in Eukaryota, Metazoa, Chordata, Amphibia, Anura, Myobatrachidae. The transcript has 8 exons. The record is from RefSeq and is a predicted model, not a curated record.
AAUAGAGGAGAUGUGCAGAGAGGUAACAUUAAUGCUAUGUGUCCUGUCCAUGUGCAUUAUACCGGAGUGCAGGGUAUGAGGGGGCUCUUUUAUAGGCUGCACCUACUGUAACUACUUACCAACAUUAGCAGCAAGCAAAGAAAACAGCCCAGGGACACUGGGAUUCCACGCAUGUCACUGUCACACCCUGAUGCGUGUUACCUGCUUCUACUCCGCUGAGUACUCCUUCCGUCUGCCUCCGCUCAUACAGUACACGCCUGCAUGUAGUAUACUAUACAGAGACAUAGACUGCGCUAUUUCCAUAUAACACCGGACAAAAGUAUCUCACACAGGAGUUUCCAGAGGUGCCCACAUCAUGCCCGUUACCCAGCAGCUGCUGUGGCGAGGAUUAGGCUGGCACUGUUUAUCCCAUGAGAGUAUUUCUCAGCACCAUGUAAAAUUACAACAAAAACAAAAAAUAUUCCAAAACAAUCUGUAUUCCUGUUUAUGUGGGAUCUACUGAGGGGCACAUCCAUGUAAUACUGUAUACUGUAAUGGGUAUUCCUGAGCACAAAUUUCUUGUGUUUCUAAGAUACCAGAUCUACUAUGAUUAUCCUAUGGAAACCUAUCUGGAAUAUCCAAUACUAAUAGCACAAGAUGCUAUUCUACUUCUGUUUAUCUUUCACUACUCUGGAAGUGUGCGAAAUGCGUUGUUUUACUUUGGGAUGUUUUUUGGCCUUUGGAACAUUUUGGUCCUCCAGAAAUGGAUUAUAGACUUAGCACUGAAUUUAUGCACCGUGAUCAGCGCCUCAAGCAAGUUCCUACAGCUUCAGCACCUGUGGAGCACACAAGACUCGGGCCAGGCCAGUGCCCUGACAUGGGGCAUGGCAACAUAUACCUGCAUUAGCUCUAUGAGUCCACGUCUCCAAGUGCCGUAUGCAGACACCUCAGUCACGGUGGUAUUCCCCCGAUCUCCGUUUGCUCCACAAAUGAUGCUGCUGGAUGAAGCUAGGAUAUUUACCACGCUAAUGACCACUGGAGACAAAGCAGUUCUGCUUCGGUUCGUUGUGAUGUUGAUUCUCAAUACCUGGGUCACGCUGGUCAUCUUGAAAUACAGAAAGACGACGGACAAGAAAGAGGAUAAGAAAAACGACUAGCUCUCACACGGCGCACUAAUGUGACCAUUUCUUUCAGAUCUGUAACAAACCAACCAACUGACGGCUUGUAAUCAGCAAGAAAUGAUGUGUACAGAAAAAUAGUGCUCUGUGCAUACACAUUAUAUUACACUAUGUGAAAUGAAAAUCCAAUCUAUGAUCCUAUAAGGGCAUUGAAAUAUAAAUAUACAGGUAGAAUAUAUAUAGCCUUAUAUCACCCCUGAAAUACUACUGGAUUGGUCAGUUUUCAAACCAAACCUCCUGCUGCAUUACUUUAGCAUUAUCUUCUAGGGGUGGCAGAAGUAUUUGAAUACGGGAUGUACAGAAGUGUUUGAUUACCUACAUGCAUGGCUGAGACUAGGAAUAUUGCUAGGGGGCGGAAAUCAGGAAUGCACACGGACCAUUUAUCUCAAGGUGGAGUCAGGCCUGCCAACUAAUGUAUUUUAUGUGCCGUCACAGCUGCCGGUUGGGCAGUGUCACUUGCAGAGGGUGCGCAUCCAUUACCAAAACUUCACCACUCAACCUUAAAUUUGUAUGGUGGCGGCACAGUACUGACGUGCAGAUAUUCCGAGCAUCAAAGUACAUUUAUACCACAAAAUGGUAUAGAGAGUCCAGUCAGGGCAUAAGCUGCUCUUAUCCUACAGCCACUCAGCCUAUGUGGACAUGAGGUAAUCUCUGUUCAGAAAGAGAAUACAGGAUUGGAGACAGGCAGUGGUCAGUAUUUGUAAAAUACAAUGUGUUAAAUAUAUAAAGUCCAGACCAUUAUUACUCCCAAAGGCUUUGAUACAGCUGAAAGGGUAAAUAAAUUGGUGGUUUGGACACCACCCUAUGGAAAUAAUGAGGCCUGGGGAUGGUGCAAAUAGUCUACUGUCCAAUAGGAUGGUAGUCGAUGACACUGAUGUUACAGUAUAUGAGAACACUGGAGUUAAUUAUUUGUGGUGGCAUAUGACAAGGGUAAAUAUAGCAGUGCUAGGUUUUAUAGGGGCACAUGGCCCUCUGGUUUUUUUUAUAUGGGCGCAGGGUUUUGUGAGGUGCCAGAUCUUUCUGCGCUGGCAGUGCAAGGGUUAUUGUGCGGUGUUAAUAUGCAGUGUUUCCUUGAAACGCGGCACCUAAUGGCCUUAGAAAUACUCCAUCUGCCUUCAGUUAGAGACAUGACAUGUAUGUGAGGUCAUAUUUGCCUGCUGUUAAUCACCAACCUGAUCUGGGUGGCUGUAUAAUGGUAUCAGUGGAGAGUAUACUGUAAUAAACUUGUUUUAUUUA